GGCCUACGUGCAAUUUGGAAUAGAGAGCACUAGCUGGUACACAUGUACAUGUAUAACUCAUCGGUCACCGAUGCUUGACCACGCCGAAUGUGUGGAAGACCCAACACAUUUUGUUCAAUUGCAGGAGCAUCGGAAGACCAUGGCAGGCUUCAAUUACUGCACUCGUAAUCUUGCCUGGUGGUUUCUGCUGUUAAUGCUGGGUCUACUAGUCAAGUCAUCGGCAUCAGAACAGUACAUGGCGGAACUGUGUGGUCGUACGAUUCAUGCCGAGAGCAGUGGUGGUGUCCUGCACUCCCAGCGCGGGCCACAUUACCGGAAUAACGUCGACUGCACGGUGACCAUUACAGCCGACCCAGGCCGAAAAAUCCUGCUCACUUUCUUGUUCCUGGAAACCGAGGGGAUAGCGCCCAAUUGUCGUUCGGAUUAUCUUCAAAUUUGGGAUCAUCAUGAUGGGGAUGACCAGCCGGCGCCUGAUCUAGCGAGUCUCUGUGAUCGUUUCACGGGGAACGUUGUGUCGAAGACGAAUGCUGUCUCUCUGUGGUUUGAGACUGAUGGUAGUGUGACGUAUCGAGGGUUUAAACUGGCUUACACAUCCUUUAAGAAAGCUGAAAAUGGUUCUUGUGAUCUGGGAGAGUUUCUUUGCGACAACUCCCGAUGCAUAGAUUCCAGUCUCAAAGAUGAUAAUUUCAACCACUGUGGUGACUACAGCGACGAACGUCAUACUUUCAAGGCCAUGGAUCAACUGUGUGGCCAGACCAUCACUGCGGGAAAGAACGCUGGUUUACUGCACUCACAAGCCGCCGAGCGGUACUCCAACAACUUGGACUGUACAGUGGCCAUCCAGGCUGAUUAUGACCGAACGCUCCUGCUCCGAUUUGAGUAUCUAGACAUCGAGGGGGACGGAGACGGGAGUGGUUGUCUUCAUCGCGACGUCUUGAUGGUCUAUGACGGGGUGUCAGCUGGAACUGGAAAUAGAACGUUGCUGUGCGGCACUCGGGCGGCUGAUAUCGCGACUAGCGGACGUGUGGCGACGCUCAGAUUUAAAACCGAUUCCUCUGUUGCGUAUCGUGGAUUUGUCAUCUUGUACACAUCAAUUAGGACUCCCGGAGCUAGUGAUUGUUACUGGACUGAAUUCAGGUGCACCAACAACCGCUGCAUCAAUGCAAACCUCACGUUCAAUUCCUUCGACAACUGCGGCGACAAUAGCGACGAGCAACAUUUCUUCACUGUUGGUGGAGGGGACGAUUCAAUCAUUACUACUCACUCUGACACAGCCUUCAUAGUGGCUGCAUGGGUCAUCGUUGUCAUAGUCAUCGGUUGCAUUGUGGGACUGGUGCUCAUCGUCCUUUGCUGUGCUUUCAUCUGCUACUUGGCCUGUAGGAGCAGCAACCGACCCGCACAGCAGCAAGCGUCGUACACCGCUAUACCAGCGCCCCCACAGCAAGUUGGGGCACCGUCAACGGAUUACAAUCAGCAACCACCCAUGGCCAUGCACACUACGGGUCCUCCUGCAAAUCCUCAGCCCGACGGACAAGCAGCAACCUACCCGCAACUGCAUCCCGAGCCCAGCGAACAAGCGCCACCACCGUACGAAAUCAAGUCUUAAACACUGCGUCAUUUAAAAAAAAAGGACGAAUGAUAAUCACAAUUUGAAAAGGGGGAAAACCAAACAGUCAAUGUAGCAAGAGGGCGCUCUUUUACGUGUUAACACUAUCUAAGCUUCUAUGGACCAUGCCCUGUGACAUCAUGCCGUUAUGCCCUGUGAUGUCAUGCAUACUUUUGCAUGUUAUUUGACCCAUAAACAGUUUAUUAUGUCAAAAUUUUGUAACCUUUCAUGUUUCAAGAGAUAUAAAUGCAGUGCAGAAGAGACCGUUUGUUGAAAGAUGAAAUCACGUGACCACAACAUCCACUUUUGUAAACGUCACAUUACAUGGUCUAUAGUCAACUGUAAAUAGUAGGUCUCAUUAUCCUAAUAUUAAUGAAAACAAUUACUUUUUUUCAAUAAAAUGUAAAUGUUUAGGAGAGAAAACAAACACCAAAAAUCGCAGUGGUCAUUUUAGCCACCCUUGUGCGACAGAAAGUUGUGAUUAUUAAUUUGUAUCUGUUGGGUGUAGAAUGUUUUCUAGAAGUUCUCAAAAAUACGAGUCAUCAUAAUAUCCUACGUGACACUUUGAAGUUAACUCAAAGCAAACAUGAAUUUGAUAUAGGCCUUAUUAUUAUAUCAUUCGAUGUAAAGAUCUUAAAAUACUGUAUAGGCCUAAUGGCCACCAAUUAUAAAGGAAUUAUAUCUUUUAAAAAAUACAUCUUUUAUGUGUGUUUGUUUAGAAUUUAUAAGAAAAUGAGUACUUAGGAUUUGACUUUUGGACCGGUAAUUAAAUGCACUACUUUAAUGUUCUUUCCGUUGCCUUGACCGAGACAGUCAUGUAAAGUUUUUUGUGUGAACCAUUUGGCGGAUAACAACAUCAGGGAUUUAAAUACCGUGAUCCCUUGAACAUUAUAUGUAUGGUGCAGAUCACGUGCUCGGUGAUGAUGAACAUUAUAUGACAAAACGACAUGACACAUAAGCAGAUCACCGUGAUAAUAAUAUCGAUCGUGAAUUUAUGUAGUUAAAAAUACAGAAAGUGUAAAUUAUGAAUUCAUUUUUGUACUCAACUGUA
This is a messenger RNA of Patiria miniata (bat star), 2657 nucleotides long. RefSeq names its product CUB and sushi domain-containing protein 1-like. The record is from RefSeq and is a predicted model, not a curated record. Bases 71 to 1606 code for a protein of 511 amino acids. The transcript has 6 exons. Gene Ontology annotation, molecular function: protein binding. NCBI's taxonomy places the organism in Eukaryota, Metazoa, Echinodermata, Asteroidea, Valvatida, Asterinidae.